This is a messenger RNA of Echinostoma caproni, 459 nucleotides long. NCBI's taxonomy places the organism in Eukaryota, Metazoa, Platyhelminthes, Trematoda, Plagiorchiida, Echinostomatidae. The record is from the annotation of a GenBank genome assembly.
AUGAGUCUUCCCGAAGGAUGGAUUUCAAAAGUUAGCAGCAGUACUGGUAAAACAUACUAUGUGAACACCAUAACACAAGAAUCUCAGUGGGAUUUACCGCAACAUCCCGCAUCUUCUAGUUCAGGCAAAGUACGUUGUUUACACUUGCUCGUGAAACAUUCGGGCUCUCGACGGCCGUCAUCCUGGAAGGAGGCAAAUAUUACCCGAUCAAAAGAAGAGGCGCUGGAGAUAAUAAAGCGACACAAACAACGCAUCGAAGCUGGUGAGAUCGAAUUCGCUGACCUGGCCAGCACGGAGAGCGAUUGCGGCUCGGCCCAGAACGGUGGUGAUUUGGGUUUUUUCAGUCGAGGCCAGAUGCAGAAACCGUUCGAGGAUGCGGCUUUCCAGUUGGAAGUGGGUGAAAUGUGCGGCCCGGUGUUCACCGAUUCAGGCAUUCAUUUGAUCAAACGAAUUGCUUGA